This is a messenger RNA of Dibothriocephalus latus, 552 nucleotides long. NCBI's taxonomy places the organism in Eukaryota, Metazoa, Platyhelminthes, Cestoda, Diphyllobothriidea, Diphyllobothriidae. The record is from the annotation of a GenBank genome assembly.
AAGAAGAAGCAUAAGAAGAAGAAGACGGAAGAGAGUUCAGAAGAUGGUGAGAAAAAGGAAGGCGGUGGUGGUGGUGGAAAACGUGCCCAGAGAGCUACAUCCAAUGUCUUCGGCAUGUUCCCCCAGACACAGAUUCAGGAGUUCAAAGAGGCCUUCACUCUGAUCGAUCAGAACCGCGAUGGGUUCAUUGACAUCGAGGACUUGAAAGACAUGUACGCUUCCCUCGGUCGCGCACCUUCGGACAAAGAGUUGAAGGAGAUGCUGGACGAAUCUCCGGGCCCCCUCAACUUCACCAUGUUCAUCAACCUCUUUGGUGAGAAGCUCAACGGCACUGACCCCGAGAACGCUCUCAUGAACGCUUUUGCCAUGUUCGAUCCUGACAAGAAGAAUUUCAUCUCUGAGGAAUACCUUAAGGACCUCCUAGAAAAUAUGGGUGACAACUUCACCGCAGAAGAGAUCCGCCAAACGUGGAAGGAGGCACCCAUUCAAGCCGGCAAGGUGGACUACGAGAAAUUCGUCCACCUUAUCAAGAGAGGCAACGAGGAGUUGUAG